CGGUGCGACGCCCAUGCCAAAUCUUCAACAUAAUUGGAACAUUGUUGGUCGUGUCAUCAAUGAGGUGGAGGCAUUAUAUGAGUGCAUAGAAUGUGAUUGGAAGUGGAGGGAAGAAAGAAGGGCCCUAUGCACCAACAAUUAGGUAUGUGCCACCAUCGAGCGUCCUGGCAAAUUAUCAGGCAUGUACCACUAUCGAGUGCUGUUGGUGGACCUCAAGUUUAACUAGAGCAUUUGAAAUAAAGAAAACAAACUCGAUUUUAGAGGGAAAACAAGUCACUUUACAAAACAAGUUGAAAUAAAGAAACAAAACUAAAGAUUAUGAGAGAUUGUUUCAACUAGAGCAUGAUGAUCCGACUCAAAGAAAAAAAAAACUAGAGCAUGAUGACAGAUCCCAUCAUCUCAUCUAUGAUCCUUCAUCAAGUGCUCCAUCAAGUGCUCCAUCGAAGUCGCUCCUCCAUGAUCAGCGGCGUUCGUAGCCUCGGCCCAAAAAGUUUGAUUCGACACAAUUGCACAAUUGACCGGUCCUGCUCCAACUCCAAAGGCGAUCUAAGUUUAAAAUAUUAACAUUUUGUUAAGAUGUUAAACGUGACCAUGAUAGAAAAGAUGUUGUACUGCUUUCGUUGGUGUUCUUAUGUUCCUCUUGCCCGUUCUUCCCACAAUGGUCAGGAUGCUUCUAAAUUGCACCAUUACCUGAUCAGGGCGAAUGCAGUCUCAGCCGUCCUAUCUUCUGCCUGAGCCGAUCUCGGCCGUCCGUCUUUCUCACGGCGUCUGGUAAAAACCAUCCGGCAGAAAACCUAACUCGCCGGUCCUCUCUCUGCUCUCCGCUCAACAGCUUCCGCCGCCACCCUUCCCCCCGCGCGUCUCUCCUUCCCGAUCUCCUCGGCAACCGCUGCCGCGCUCCGCUUCUCCCCCCACGGCACUAGCUCCCGCCAUCGAGCUCCACCCUCCUCCAAUCCCCGCCCCGGGCUCUGCUUCCCAUCCCCCCUCGUGCCACCACCUCCAAUCCAUAGCGCCGGCGGUGGCGGUGCUUCCGGCGACAUCACUGGACAGCGGCGAGUAUGAAUAGAUAUAGAUAGAGGGAACAAAUUAAUCGUUCCUCUGGCCAAACUUUCACCUUACUCCAAGCCCACCUCCAGAAUGGCAGAGCAAUACAAGAUUUCUGCUGCCAUGGUAUCUGAGGAAAGGUCGUAUGUGCUCAAGGUGGAUGGAUACUCAAGAGCCAAGGCGCUACUCAAGAACGGCGAGUGCGUGGAUUCUGACCCUUUCAGUGUUGGAGGCCACGACUGGGCCGUGUUAUAUUACCCAAACGGCGACGGUGAUGAUUGUGCCGAUUUCAUAUCUCUUUUUGUAAGUUUUGAAUCUGCCGAUGCUGCUGAAGACGUGAAGGCGAAAUUCGCGUUCAGUGUACUUGACGAGAAUGGAGAACCGGUGUCUUCAUACAGCUAUACGCACCCAAUGCAUACCUUCUCAAGCAAAAGUGAUAACUGGGGUUACCAUAAAUUCAUCAAGAGGGCUGAUCUGGAGGUAUCAGGGCAUAUGAGAGACGACUGUCUCGCCAUCAGGUGUGAUCUCACCGUCAUCCAUGAUAAAGAAACAAUUGUUCCUCCAGGCAACCUGCACCGGCAUCUUGGUGACCUCCUAAACAACAAGGAUGCAGCAGACCUGACCUUUCAGGUCGGUGGACAGAGUUUCUCGGCCCAUAGGUGUGUCCUCGCUGCUCGGUCUUCAGUCUUCAAGGCGGAGCUCCUCGGUGCCAUGGAGGAGAGUUAUGCAGCUAGUCCUAUUGAAAUCUGUGACAUGGAAGCUGAUGUGUUCAAGUCCUUGCUCCACUUCAUAUACACCGACACAGUUCCUCCUGUGCUUGAUGUGGUGAUGGCCGGCCAUCUCCUUGUUGCGGCUGACAGAUACAAUAUCGGGAGGCUGAAGAUGAUAUGCGAGGAGAAAUUGUGCAGUCACAUUGAUUCCGGCAUGGUGGCAACUAGUUUGGCAUUGGCCGAGCAGCAUGGUUUCCAUGCUCUCAAAAAAGCUUGUUUAAAGUUCCUUGCUUCUCCGUCCAAUUUGGAGGCGAUGAUGGCGAGUGAUGGGUAUGAGCAUCUGAAAUCUAGUUGCCCAUCUGUUUUCAAGGAGCUCGUAGCUGAAAUCCUCCCGGCUGAACUGAAAGCAGCAAAGGAUAUUAUCAUGACAAUGUGGAAGUAAUGCCUGCAGAACUAUUUUCAUAUAUGUUAUCCAAAUUUUCUUAGUAGUGGUUGUGCUAGUUCUCCAUGUAUGGUUGCUAGUGUGUCUCUGAACAAAAUUGUUAGUAUUAAUCAUUCAGUCUAAUUUAUGUUCAGGUGAGUA
Aegilops tauschii subsp. strangulata is the source of this 2337-nucleotide messenger RNA. RefSeq names its product BTB/POZ and MATH domain-containing protein 3-like. The record is from RefSeq and is a predicted model, not a curated record. Lineage: Eukaryota; Viridiplantae; Streptophyta; Magnoliopsida; Poales; Poaceae. Gene Ontology annotation, biological process: protein ubiquitination. Gene Ontology annotation, molecular function: protein binding.